Molecule: messenger RNA, 486 nt
Organism: Actinia tenebrosa (Australian red waratah sea anemone)
Lineage: Eukaryota; Metazoa; Cnidaria; Anthozoa; Actiniaria; Actiniidae
Product: oligosaccharyltransferase complex subunit ostc-B
Cellular component (GO): oligosaccharyltransferase complex
Source: RefSeq, a predicted model, not a curated record
UCUUCUUUCUUCUCUCUCUACAAGAACAAGAUGGAGUCUCUAGUUGGUUUACCAUUCAAUGUCCUAGAAAUCCCAAACCUCAAGCUUAGAAAACCAACAUGGCUCAAAGCUCCGUCAGGAAUGGUUGUCUUUGCUAUAAUCCUUCUUUCUUACUUUCUUGUUACAGGAGGAAUUAUAUAUGAUGUAAUCGUUGAGCCUCCAAGUGUUGGAAGUACGACAGACGAGCAUGGCCAUAGCAAACCUGUUGCUUUCAUGCCAUAUAGAGUUAAUGGACAAUACAUUAUGGAAGGUUUGGCCUCCAGCUUUCUGUUCUCCAUGGGAGGUAUUGGGUUUAUUAUUCUAGACAAGUCCAAUGCGCCUGGAAUGCCCAAGCUGAAUCGUUUCCUUCUCUUGUUCAUUGGUAUGAUCUGUGUGCUGAUUUCUUUCUUCACAUGCCGAGUCUUCAUGAGAAUGAAACUUCCGUAAGUAUUUUACAACUUCAACUAA